GCAUUUUGCUCCCGCCCAUUACUGGUGAUCUAAUUAGACAUAGAUCAUUGGAAUACUUAGCAAAAUUCAAGGGCAAUCAAAUCUGCCUUUGUGCAUAAAAGAGCUUGCUGCCACCUUCCGACAGGCAUCUUUUCUUUGUUCGUUAUCAAACAACCAACUGAUCAUGACAGCCAGUAUAAUCAACAACUUCUCCCCAUUCGACAACAGCCGCCUCGACAACUCCGCUCAUUGGGAUGAUCGGUACCAGCAUGACCCGGCGUCAUCAAUAUCAUUCACAGCACCAAUACUCCCCACCCUGGAACAAAAGCUACAAUCGAUGAUAUUCUCGGCCCGUUCCGUUAAUCCAGACUGCCUACAAUCCUUCUCCACGAAAAGCACGAGCCAAGUCAGUUUUCAAAGCGCUGAGGACAACAGCUGCACCCCACCCAGCAAAACGAAACGACGAAGGGCAAACCAGGGCACCAAUAAGCCUAACAGUUCCCAAUAUGUUGAGCACCAUGACUCUUUACACGAAGAACUUCAUCACAAAGGUAUAACUGAGCUUGUUAGACGAGAGCGCAAUCGCAAGGCCGCAGCCAAAUGCCGUGCCAAAGGCAAAGCAGCAGAGGAAGCCCUGAAGGAGAAACGAAAAAUCGAACGCGAGGGAAAUCAAUUAUUACGAAAUGCUUUUGACGAGCUGAGCAACGAGGUCCUGGCACUAAGGCACGAGCUACUCUGUCACUCAGGGUGUAAUCACCAGGUGAUUGACAAUUAUCUCAGAAAUAGUGCGGAUCAGAUUAGCAGAGGGAUGAGUCUCUCGUCGGCGUCGAUACGAAGCAGCCCUAGAAUAGGUCUCUUGCAACCCCAGAAAGUGGCAGAAUCAACAACAAAAAAGUGAAUGAUCAUUGGAUGGCCCGCUAACAAGACCAUGCUUAUAGAUCAACUCUCUAGGCUGAUGUGGUCGAUUUAACGAGUGUCGUAUCCAAGGCGCGCCUAAUGCUAGGGUCAAGAAUGCAGUCUACUGUAGAGUUUAUUUAUAUUUCCUUAUUCUUCAUUGAAUAUAGCCAAGCUGCCAUCGAUUGAACGUCGUAACCCC
Truncatella angustata is the source of this 1075-nucleotide messenger RNA. RefSeq lists its product as uncharacterized. The transcript has 2 exons. Gene Ontology annotation, molecular function: DNA-binding transcription factor activity. NCBI's taxonomy places the organism in Eukaryota, Fungi, Ascomycota, Sordariomycetes, Amphisphaeriales, Sporocadaceae. The coding region runs from base 164 to 877 and encodes 237 amino acids. Gene Ontology annotation, biological process: regulation of DNA-templated transcription. The record is from RefSeq and is a predicted model, not a curated record.